UGAGUUGAAUCCAUGGAGAUAACAACAUGGCGGACGGUGUAAAUAAUCAAACCCAGUGGAACACGAUUGGAAUAAUGACAGUGUAAAGCCACUACUUUUGGUUUGGAGUUAGCUCCAACCAUUGACAUAAUGAUGGAGGUCCACAAACUGAGAAACACCACCAUGAACCCCCACGAUCUGACGGCUGGGAGUGAUGAUCAAGGUGAUACAAAAGACAUCUCAGCACUUGAAAUUCUUGUUCAGCGUCGCAAUGCAGAGGAAAGGAGAAAAGCUCGACAUCACUGGACACUGUUGAGGAAUUCUAUCAAGCACACUGUAGAGGCAGUUGCUAAUGCUGACAUUCGUGAUAUUGUCAUUUCACAUGGAAUUCAUCAUGAGCGGAAGUUAAACCACACACAACUUCUUCAAAAUGUCAUCUUUGUAAGCCCCAGGAAGGAAUACCUGACAACAGAUGGGAAAAUAUUUAACAUUUUUAUGGAGGAUGGACGAAAGAAGACAACAGUUACCCCUGAGGAGCCAAUGAACAGAGUGGUCUACUCCACGCAUACUGACCAGUACGUGGGCUGGCUGCAUGAUGACCAGAUGCUCUAUCUGCUUGACAUGGACUUUGAGAUAAUAUCCCAGGCCCGAUGCCCUGGGAACAUCCUGCUGGGAACCUACAACCAGAACACAGGAGAGAUGGUGACACUGGGGUCCCACUUUCUGCAGAGCUGGUCAUUCCGAUACGGAGCCCGGCAUCUGAUCCCCCGAUUGACGACCAGGACAGACUUUGGGGAUGAUAACAUGUUUUCUAUGAUUGUCUUGGAGGAAACAGCCAGUCACACUCAGAGAGCUUUCCUUUCCUGUGGACUAGGUGUUGUGGUGUACAACUUAUAUGAGGGCAAGAUGCUGGAACAUCGCAAGGAACUCCACAGACGGACCAUCACUGCCAUGACUUUCUUCAAUCCUCUCAAGUAUUUGGUCACUGGAGCACAGGAUGGUUCAAUCAAAAUCUGGGACAAUGACUGGCAUGUUGUGAUGGUGUUUGUGGGCCACCGGCGGCGCCUGGUGAACCAACUUACUGUGUACCCCCAUGGACCCUCCAUCAUCUCCGCCAGCUUGGACUGCACCAUCAGGGUGUGGAACAUGGAGACCUGUGAUGAAGUAGACAGAAUUGCCAUGAGUGAGCCAGCAGAGGGACUGGGGACAAGCAUGCAAUAUGACAUUUUCCAUACAUUCGCUGGAAAGAAGGUCGACCUGUGGAGGAUUCAACAUCUGUAUCAGAUGCACACAGCUGUCGGUCACCGAGUGAUGAACAUCAAGAUGACCACACAUCCCAACUUUGUUAUGCGAGCUGUGCUGAUGUGUCGAGACUCCAGUAUCCGUAUCGUGUCGCCACCUACUGGCAACGUCAUCACCACCAUGCUGAUGGAUCCUGGCAAGAACAUCAUGGACUCUGCUUAUGCCAUAGAACAAGAGAUGCUGUUCACGGUCCUUGGUAAUGGCGACAUCAUCAAGUGCCGCACCAACACCAACCCCUGCAGCCUGGUCGCGCGAUGGAAAUGUCAGAAUCCUAACGAUAUGUGUAACUAUCUGCUGGUGUAUGAGUAUGUGGUGGACUCCACGGCUAGACAUGAUAUCUGGGCGCUCAUGAAGAAGGGCGUGGCCACUCGUAGCAUAGCAAACCUAGCCCCUGCCAAGCAGAGCCGGAACCGGACCCUCCUGCUGGGAGGGCGGAAGGAUGGCUACAUCUGUGUGUUCAACUGGGAGACUGGAGCGGUCGACUUCAAGGUGGAAGCACAUGGCAGCAAGGGUGUCCUCAACAUGAUCGCUAACUCCAGGGCCGACCAGGUCAUAUCAGCAGGCAUGGAUAACGUGAUCAAGGUGUGGCGACUGUACCCAUUUGCCCAGGGGCUGACCCCCCUCAUGUCCUUCUACUGCGCCCACACACCGUCCUUCAUGACCACCAUCAAGACCCGGCUGUGUGUGGCCUUCCAGGACCCCUCCACCGCCACCUUCAGCACGGUCCUCUAUAACCUUAAAGAUAAAGAUCGGUUUGACCACAAGCCAGACGAUGACCACCUUGACCUGAUCACAGGGAUGACCUCCUGUCCCCGGAUGAAACUGUUCGCUACCAGCAGCAUGGAUGGCACCGUCCGGGUCAAGGGAGAGGUAAAAACUCUCACAGGGAAAGGUCAAGGGGAGAUCAAACUCUCACAGGAAAGGUCAAGGGGAGAUCAAACUCUCACCAGGUUUGAGGUAAAAAACUCGCACUACCAGGUUAGGAUUAGGGUGAGGUCAAAACUCUUUGGUGAAGGUCAAGGGAGAGGUAAAACUCUCACAGGGAAAGGUCAAGGGGAGAUCAAACUUUCAUCAGGUAAGGUUGUUGCGAGGCUGAACACAACACCGCUGAGUAUCAGGGUUCCUGCAGCCAUAAGGGAGACCUAUUGCUUGGAACAGGGGAUCAUCUCUUCAAAAUCACCACAUGAGAGAUUUCUACCACGAGCGUACAAGUUCCGCAUGGUGUCGAUGAAGUUCGAGGUGGAGCCGAAUGAGGAGCCGAUCCCCUAUGAUGACAACCUCCUGAACAUGCUCAGCAAACAGGAUGUCAAGAGACUGAAAAACUCCAAAUCUUCCUUCAAAUUUGAGCAUUUUGUUGACCUUCUGUCAGCGGAGGAAGAACAGGAAGUGGUGAAGGAGAACCCGGUGAAGAAGGAGCCCUUCCCAGAGGACCACGGUCAUCGGAGACUAGGAUGGGACCAGAUGGACCUUCACAGAAGAGGAUUACCAGAAGAGUGUAGAGCCGGGCCAGCUGGAGUUUUCCUGCUCGUCCCCAACACCAGCCAAGGGCCUCAGAGCCAGCCCUACCCAUCAACCCGCAGUGGCUUCAUCCCCAACUUCGGUGAUGGUGAAGCACCAUUUAAUGGCCGCCACGACAACAGACCGUCCUCGGGAGCUAUGAGGUCAGUCACAUUUGCUACUGGUGAAGAUGGCGAUACUGUGAGAGUGUUUGACUGGGGUGAUGAUGAUGAUGAAGAUGAGGAUGGACUGAAAACGCCGACCAGUCCUCAACCAGGCGAGGCAGGUUCCCGUCGUACAUCGGUCAAGUCUCCAGAGAUACCCAAACUGGUUGAGGGCAAGUCAUCAUCUCUCAUGUCAAAGAUGAAGAACAUCAUGGCACGGCCACCAACCCCAGAGGAGGAAGAGGAAGUCUUCACCCCGAAGGUGUUGUCUCAGAAGUCAGCAUCACCUUACCAGGACCGGGAGAGUCCGGAGUCCGCUGGUCAGCCAACAUCACCUCCACUUCCGACUCCACCCAAGAGAGAACUCAAACCUCUCCAGCCAAUCAGGAAGCUGGUGUCGAGGCCCAGAGUGCCGUUACCCUCACCGUCUCCGUCCCCAGAAAUCCCCACCCCUACUCCACCACCCCCACCUACACCACUGCCAAACUUCAUCAAACAGUUCAUCGGUACAGAGUGGUUCGAGAAGUACUUUCCCAACUGUAACGAGAAAACUAUGCCCAAACCAUGGACCUCGGAUACUCUGGCGAACAUGGUUUUGAAGCUGAUCCGGAUAGCCGAGACCCAGCACAAGACAGCAGUGGUGGAGGCCCUGACCCUUCUGUUCACCCAGGAGAGUCUGACAGGGGCUGUCACGGUGCAGGUCCAGAAGGCCAUCUACUCCGCCCUGAACCACCACAGCAAGCCUCCCACCUGUGCUGUGGAGGACGAGAAGGCCUUCAUCCUCAGCAGUAUCAGGUGUCUGCAGGUUCUGGCAGUCAAGGACAUCGACUUUGUGGUGGAGAUGAUGGUGCAGUUCCUAGAUGGAGACCGUGACGCCAGGUCCAGCAUCAUGGACACCCUGUUUGGAUGUGGUCUGCAGGACCCUCAUCGCAACUUCCAGAAGGAGCUGGACUCUUGGGACAUCUGGAACCUGGACGACAGUGACCGCAAGAUGGAGCUCACCACUUCUAGAAUGUGUCAGCAGUGGCUCAACAGGUGGAUGACCUCCUACAAGCUUCACAUCGAGGAUACAAUCGACCGGAUGAAGAAGGGCCAGAAUGUCCAUGGGAAAAUGACACGGGGUCAGAUACAGAAACAGCAGGGGAAACUCGGAUCCAGUGCUGGUGGCGAUGUAUCGGAUGACCAGACCACGCUCACGACACUUCCAGACGGGGUACAGUUUGUGCCCACAGCAUCACGCAGUAUGACAAUAACCUAUGACAAGAUGCCAGACCAGGCCGUGGUGGAGGCAGUCACGUACCUCGACGCUGUCGGCUACUUCUGUGAGAUGAUGGUGGAGAAGGAGAUCGAGGCGCUGAAGAAAGGAAGGUCUCGCCCACAAGGUCCCCAGCAAGAUAAACCUGGGCCUCCCAAAAACACAGUGCUGGUACUGCCAAAACUACCACAUAAAGCAGCGCUGGUCCGCCUCGGGGAGACACACACCAGUGUGUGUAGGAGGAGCAGAGAUAAACCCCUCACCAUUGAUUUCCACUGCCCCCCUCUUGGUGGCCGCAGUCGACCACUGGUGACAGGGGAGAUAACUACGUUUGUGCCGAGUAUCAACCUGCCAAUGAAGACCUUGUACAUGAACCCAUUCCCAAACAGACUGGACGAGUUCGAUGCCCGCUUCCAGGAACCAGUGCUCAUCACCCUCAAGUCCUCCCAGAAAUUCUUUGUUCCAACUCAGUCAUACAUUCCAAUGGAACAAGUAGUGGCUCCGAGUAGCUGAAUUGGUGUAGAACUCGCCAGAGUCCAAAGACAAUAACAGAAAGAUAUAAUUCACACAUUUUGUACUUCAGGUACUUGAAGUCAAAUAUUUUAUACAUAGAAAUUAAUAUUCAUAUUUGAAGAUGUCAAUGGCAUUAAGGUGAAAUUAUUAGGAAACUGCUGAUAAUGAAAUCCUCAGGAAAUACACAUAUUUGAGAAUAUUCCCAAAUUGCAUGGUCUAGUCCAUGCAUAUUGUCAAUGUGUAACUAAAACUGAUAUAGAGAUUGGAACCAGGAGCAUACGUUUCUUGUCAAAACAUUCACUCAGCUGUGCAGUGGGACUUUUAAACCAUGGUAUUGUUAUAAAUCAUCUCAAAUAUGUUAACUAUCUUCAUAUCAGGAACACGUUUUAAGUCGUUUUUAUAUAAAACUAACUUGUAUGUAGGAGUAGAAUUAACUUUAUUACUUGAAAUUCUUGCUGGAUGACACCAAAACUGGCUCUAUACAGAUAUGUCCACAGUGGUCAUUGUUAAGUUAAAACACAUUGUUUGGUUCAUUCAUAAACCAUUUUAAUUGGGGGACCACCUUGUCAAAAUCUAUGUGAUUAAGGUUAAGAGAAAACAUUCAGGAAUUGUAUACCUGCUCGAAAGUCUAAUUUUUAAAUCAAGUAACAUUUAUUUCCUUUUAAUUACAAUGUCUACAAAUACUGUGUUUAUCAUAAUUACAGAUAGCUGAAAUCGUAUAAGCGAAUUGUUUGGGGUGAUUUGAUUCAGGUAGCUUUUGAUCUGAAUUUUUGUAAAUAUAAAUUGUACAUAUUUAUGGGUAGUAUGGAAAGCAUCUUGAUAGACUGAUAAUUAGUUUUAUGUUUAAACACCAUAUGCAUUGUCAUGUACAACGUAUAAGUGUAGUAGAACCUUGUUAGAGGGACCAUGGAUAGUAGACUGGAACAAGCAAUAUCAAACACCAGUUCUAGGAAGCAUUUGACCACCUCAAAGUGAUUCCUUAACUGUACCAUGAUAAACUGGAUUGGCACAUUUCUGGACAAAGGAAUUCUUCUCGAUUGUAUAUAUAUUAAUUCUUUUCUAUUGUAUAUAUUUACAACGGAAAAGAUGUCAUAGAAUACCUGAUUCCUUCAUGCUACUAUAUUUGAUCUGUCAUAACAUUAGAGAUUAUCAAAAAUAUUAAAGAAUUAUGUGUUUUCUAACUUCUUUUGGGAAGUAUAUGCAGACACUUCUGAUAGAAUCACCUCGAAAUGGGUUCCAGAGUAAUGAGAAUUGACUGUAUGAAGAAGUUUUCUCUGAACAUGUGUUUAUUACAUCAUUAAUAAUGUUUUGGGAAUCCGUUUUGGCAGAUUACCAGGUCUGGGAAACUAUCUGCCAUUGACAUUUUAUGUUUCCUGAAAUAAGAGUUUUAUAUCUACGUGAGGUGUCAAGGUUAUGCCAAAUAUUUUUAUAAUUCUGUAUAUUUCUUCACUAUUCAAAGAUUACCAAAAUAUAUCACAGUUGCAUAUUCCAUCUCGUCAUAUAUACUUCUGAUACGUUCAAUGUAAAGGUCCUAUUGUGUAAGCUGCCAUGAACUUACUAUUGAUAUUCAUGUAAAGGUUUCCUCAUCAUGACCUUGUAAUCAUCAUCAUAUUCAUGCCAGAUGCUGAGAUGUGACAUACUGUGUAUACUCCUUACAGCUGUCAGCUUGUAGUAUUCUGUUUUGGGUCAUGUUAAGGUUAAGGAAGUAAUUUUUUCUGUAAAUAUUUUUAUAAGUGGAACUGAUGUCCCCAAAAUGAACCAAAUUACAACAAUGUUGUAAUGUUUGGUGUGUUUGUGUAUAUAGAUAUAUUUUGUUAUCAGGCCGUCCACCUAUGUUAUCAUACUGCUAAUUACUGACUGUGAUAAUGUCAACUGCUUAUAUCGGAGUGUGAUUAAAUGUUCUUUACC
Messenger RNA from Haliotis rubra (blacklip abalone), 6618 nucleotides. RefSeq names its product WD repeat-containing protein 97-like. The record is from RefSeq and is a predicted model, not a curated record. NCBI's taxonomy places the organism in Eukaryota, Metazoa, Mollusca, Gastropoda, Lepetellida, Haliotidae. Gene Ontology annotation, molecular function: protein binding.